Malus domestica (apple) is the source of this 986-nucleotide messenger RNA. The record is from RefSeq and is a predicted model, not a curated record. Lineage: Eukaryota; Viridiplantae; Streptophyta; Magnoliopsida; Rosales; Rosaceae.
AUGAGGUACAACCUCUCAGCUUCAUCUCCCGUUGAUAUGCCUGUUGUUCAAUAUCCGGUUGGGUCUCUGCUGGCCACCCUGGCUCCAUCAUCCUCAUCAUCGGAUCUCCGGCCUCCAAGAUCAAAUGUGGCCAUUGGGGCUGACGAGCAGCGAAUCGUACCCGGAGAGACCCGGCGUGCCCAACUGUGUCUACUACAUGCGAACCGGGUUCUGUGGAUACGGUGGUCGGUGCCGGUCGUGGCAGCUAUAAGAGCUACAGGGGAUUACCCAGAGAGAGUGGGGAAACCUGUAUGUCAGUAUAUUUACAGACUGGGACCUGUAAAUUUGGGCGAGAAUGAAUGCUUCUACUAUUUGAAAACGGGGCAAUGCAAAUUUGGCAUAACCUGUAAAUUCCAUCAUCCACAGCCUGCUGGAACAACAAUACCGGCUUCUGUACCCCAAUUUUAUCCGUUGGUGCAGUCUCCUGUUCCUUUGGCAGAACAGUAUGGGGGGGCAUCCACCAGUUUGAGGGUGGCUAGGCCUCCACUAUUAACUGGAUCAUAUGUGCAAGGGACUUACUGUCCUGUCUUGAUUCCUCCUCCUGGAGUUGUUCCGAUUCAGGGUUGGAGUCCGUAUUCGGCACCUCUUAGUGCUGUACCAUCUCCUGGAGCUCAACCCACAGUUGGAGCAACUUCUUUAUAUGGAGUAACACAGCUAUCUUCUCCAACACACGGACUUGCAAGCCCUUAUACCUCCAUACCCUCUUCUGUUGGUCCUUCUAGCAGCAACCCGAGUGAACAAGUUUUCCCAGAGAGGCCUGGUGAACUUGAAUGCCAGUAUUAUCUGAAAACUGGGGACUGUAAAUAUGGACCAUCUUGUAGGUAUCAUCAUCCUCGGGAUCGAACUGUACCGAGAAUAACUUGUCUCCUUAGUCCGAUGGGUCUCCCACUCCGUCCGGUAUGCAAAGUUGUUUUAUAUUAUUUUUGAUGAAUUUUUAAUUUUUUUUA